AUUGGACCCUUUGAAACUCACUGCAGCAUUCGCAGAUAUGGCAUCCUCGGGAUGUUGGAAAUGCCUCUCGAGGCCGAAUACUUCGCAAUUAAUCCAGGGCAAUCAUGCGGCAUCGCGACUUCCCACAAUUGCAGCCACGGCGGGAUUUUCAACAAGUGCGGUUAUGUCCAAGAAUCCGCUGGCUGCUAAACCAAAGGGAGCGUUUGGACAAAAUAUGGCGAGGGGUGGAAAGACGUUGAAGAUCAAGAAGAAGCCGCCACCUGUACGGACUGGAAAACCUCCUGCGGAAGGAGAGAGGAAGGCGUUGAGGAAGAGAAUCGUUCUCAGUAAUACAAAUGCGUUGGAAGUAGAACUAGAAGAUUUGGGAAUGAGCAAUGUUUCGAGUGAGGGAUUGGCAGGGAAGGUAGUGGGGUUGAGUGGCAGCACGGUGGAUAGCUUAAGAGCAAGUGAAGCGUUCAAGAUUACGCAGGGAUGGAAUUUAUUUAGGAGGCCAGCGGUUUUGGUCCGGGAGGAAAGUGUUAUUUGUGCGAAGGUUUUGGAAGAGGCGGGAGCAGAGAAAAAAACGGAGCGAUUGGUGGUUGAUGGAGGGAGGGUAUCAGGGAAGAGUUUGAUGCUUUUACAGGCUAUGGCUUCGGCUUUUGUCAAGGGCUGGAUUGUCUUGAAUAUUGCGGAUACCCAAGAACUUGUCAACGCUUGCACUGAAUAUUCUCCUGUGCCCGAUACCACGCCUACUCUCUUUUCACAAAACACAUAUACCGCGACAUGGCUGGGACGUAUCGGCAAAGCCAACGAAGCAGUUCUUGACAAACUCCAAUUGUCACAAACGCAUGAUCUCCCAAUUCCUCUCCAAGAAAAUUUAUCCCUCCUCAGACUUUGCGAACUUGGAGCUCAGGAACCAGAUCACUCAUGGCCAAUAUUCCAAGCAUUCUGGAAAGAAAUUACGGCUGCAGACCGACCUCCAGUUCUCAUGACAUUAGACGGUCUUCAAUGGAUCAUGCAAAACAGUCUUUACCGAAACGCUGCAUUUGAAUUGAUUCAUGCCCAUGAUUUGGCUGUUGUAAACCAUUUCGUGCAAUAUCUCUCUGGAGAGAAAUCCCUACCAAAUGGAGGUGCAGUAAUUGCAGCUACAUCACGUAGUCACGCACCUGUAUCGAGAUCUACAGAUCUAGCGAUCGUGCAACAACUCAAUCGACAAUUAGAAGAAGAAAUCACAGAACGUGAUCCUUAUGAGAAGCAAUACGAUGAGAGAGCCGAUAAAGCAUUGCAAAAGGUACAGGUCAUGUGGUUAAAUGGAUUGAGUAAGCGAGAAGCGAGAAGUUUGAUGGAAUAUUGGGCGCAGAGUGGAGUUUUGAGACAGAGAGUGGAUGAGAAAACUGUGACGGAGAAAUGGGCUCUGGCUGGAAAUGGAAUGGUUGGUGAGUUGGAGAGGGGCGCGCUGAGGAUGAGGAUUUAGUUGUUUAUUUGUGGGGCCUGAGUGAAUAAAGGUUUAAAUAUGUAUUGUGUUGUAUUAUGUGUACAAUUAUGAGGCUAGAUUGUAUAGCUAUAUGCAUAGACAUGAGAUGGAUUAGUGGUGUACUUGUUACAGUGGGAUUGUGUGUUCGUUGCUCUGGACGCAGUGUUCAAGUUGUUAUUUGUUUUAGUAGUCCUCUGAUGUUUAUUUUCUACAUCUAGGUUGCCUACCCCCGACAUAGUCAUACAAGUAGACUCGAUUCAGGAUUCAGAAGGAAACCACGAGGCCUUCCUGUGCAAAUAUCAAAGCUAGAUAUACCCAAUCUAACUCCUCACACUCUCACAAAUAUCUUCACAUGAUAUCAUAUCAUAUCCCUUGAUCUGAUAGCACUCAUGUAGUAUUAAUACAAUUUCUCGAUU
Messenger RNA from Botrytis porri, 1869 nucleotides. RefSeq lists its product as uncharacterized. Gene Ontology annotation, molecular function: structural constituent of ribosome. Gene Ontology annotation, cellular component: mitochondrial small ribosomal subunit. NCBI's taxonomy places the organism in Eukaryota, Fungi, Ascomycota, Leotiomycetes, Helotiales, Sclerotiniaceae. The transcript is spliced from 2 exons. The record is from RefSeq and is a predicted model, not a curated record. Gene Ontology annotation, biological process: mitochondrial translation.